Messenger RNA from Vigna umbellata (rice bean), 1993 nucleotides. RefSeq names its product ribokinase-like. Lineage: Eukaryota; Viridiplantae; Streptophyta; Magnoliopsida; Fabales; Fabaceae. Gene Ontology annotation, biological process: D-ribose metabolic process. The record is from RefSeq and is a predicted model, not a curated record. Gene Ontology annotation, molecular function: ribokinase activity.
AAUAAUUUAAAAUUUUAAUCCCUAUCACUGUCCGAAAAGUAAAAUAUUAACAAAUCUCGUUAAAGCAAUGAUAAUCCUUUUUAAUUAAUAGCUAAAAGGCAGUUGGAAAAAAGUGACCUUUUUCAUAGUAAAUAGCUCCAUCUGUGUAACCUCUCAGCACAUAGAACGAUCAAACCAACCGGGUCCAACCCAAAGAUCGAAAUGAACACCUUAACGACAACGUUUUCCACGCACCACUCCUACUCCCACACCACUUUCCACACUACCCUUAUCCCAAUCCAAUCCCUCUCCUUCCGCACUCCCAAUCACAAGUUCAGACUCUUAUGUUUCUCCUCGGAUCCCUCUCAUUCGCAGCCGGUCGUCGUCGUCGGCUCUGCCAACGCCGACAUCUAUGUAGAGAUCGAUCGCCUCCCGCUAGAAGGCGAGACCCUCGCUGCAAAGUCCGGCGAGACGCUUGCCGGCGGCAAGGGCGCCAAUCAGGCCACGUGCUCCGCGAAGCUCUCCCAUCCGACCUACUUCAUCGGACAAGUUGGUGAUGACGCUUAUGGUAGCCUCGUCACCGGCGCUCUUCGCAGCGGUGCUGUACGCCUCGAUAGUCUGACGGUGGUUCCGUCCGUGCCCACUGGUCACGCCGUUGUGAUGCUCCAAUCCAACGGCCAGAACUCCAUCAUCAUCAUCGGGGGUGCUAACUCGAGUGGUUGGCCCAGUUCCCUGCCACGUCAGCAUUUGGACAUCGUGGCCCAAGCCGGCAUUGUUUUGUUGCAGAGGGAGAUACCGGAUUAUGUCAACGUUCAAGUGGCGCAGGCUGCGAGGAAUGCUGGCGUGCCUGUUGUGUUGGAUGCCGGAGGAAUGGAUGGACCACUUCCGCCGCAAUUAUUGAAUUUUGUUGAUAUUUUGAGUCCUAAUGAAACUGAACUUGCUCGCAUUACUGGAAUGCCGACUGGAAGUUUUGAACAGAUUGCACAGGCUGCUUUGAAAUGCCAUGAAUUGGGAGUUAAACAAGUUCUUGUGAAACUUGGGCAUAAAGGAUCUGCCCUUUUUGUAGAAGGAGAAAAACCGAUUCAGCAGCCUGCCAUAUUAGCUAAAACAGUCGUAGAUACAACUGGUGCUGGUGAUACUUUUACUGCCGCUUUUGCUGUGGCCUUAGUUGAGGGCAAGUCCAGAAAGGAAUGCCUCAGAUUUGCUGCUGCUGCAGCUUGUCUUUGUGUUCAAGUUAAGGGAGCCUCUCCCAGCAUGCCAGAUAGGAAAUCUGUUUUGGAUCUACUUAAUCGUCAAUGAAUAUACUUGCAAAAGAUUCACGCGUGGCUCUCAAGUACAUAACUAUUAUUUAGUUUUAUUAAAUGCGUUGCUAAUACAAUUCACGUGUCCAUUUAUUAAAAUUUUCUCUAGUUUGUCCUAUUAUUAAUGCUGUUUUGUGAACAUAUUUGUUUCAAAAUGCUAAAUGAGCAGUCAGUGCGUACAAAGGAGAAUCUUUAAGUCUCUUCCUAUUCUAUUAAUUUUUUCCUGCCGAAGAACGAAUCAAUGAAGAUUUUUGAAAACACGUGGUUUCAAUAACUGAUAAUUGUCUUACUUUUUACUGUCAGUGAUCACAAUUUGGAUCAGGAACAGAAAUAGUUGUGUAUGACAGGGAAAGACACUUCAAAAUCAUUUACACAGCAUUUCUGGUAGAUUGAAUAGUUUGUUGUCAUUGUAGUAAGAUUAGGCCAAACACUUACCCUUUGACAAUGAAAGCAAAAUCAAGAGAAUAGGAAAAAAAAUGUUCUAAACGAUGUUAGGUGUAAGAGAACAAAAGAAAAUAGUUAACUUCCUCUUUGUUUGGUGAGACGAGUGUUGAAAAAUUAACGAAGUGAAAGAUAUAUCUAUCCUGAAACAUCGCUUUAUUCAUCCCAGGACCUUUUUUAAAAAAAUUUAUGCCUAGAGGUAAUCAUUUGUUCGACAUUGAUUUUAGUGUGGAAACUGAAUACUUUCUCAAAAUUGACAUAUAUUUUUCAUA